ACUAAAAAACAGAAGUUCUGCACAUAUUCUCUUUAAAAUAACAGAUAUAGAGUUAAAAAUAUCUCCACAACUUUCAGACAGAAAUGUAAUAACAGAGUUAAUAUGAAUAACGUUGAGCUUGGAUGUAUUUUAUUACAAAUAAUUUAAAAUAUUAUUCUUUUUUCCUCCAUGUCUCACAGCGGUAAUGAACUCCUGACUGUGUGGCUUUCAGUGUCUGCAGCUCUUGCGCUGCUGUUGGUUCUGGCUGUUGUUUUCAUCUGGAUUUGGAGACGGAGACCAAAGCAAGAUGACCAGAAAACCAGACAGAGAAACAACAGCAGCACCACUAACCCAAUCUACUCUAACACCGAAGAUCCUGUGAUAUACAGCACUAUAAAUGAUGAAACUCCAAAUAAUGUCAACAAUGAGAUAACUUACAGUACUAUUGAAAACAUUCCUGGGAGUGAAGCAUCUCCAGCAGGGGGCCUUUACAGCACUGUGGCACCACACUGAGAAAAACACACAACAGACUCUAAAGACCAACAUCAGAGGACUGUCAUCAGCGUUAAAGGGCACCUAUUUGUACCCCUUUUCAAGAUGUAAGAUAAGUCUUUUGUGUCUCCAGAAUGUGUCUGUAAAGUUUCAGCUCAAAACACCCAUCAGAUUAUUUGUUAUACCUUUUAGAAUGUUGGAAUUUUCAGCUCUGAGCAUCCUGUUGCUGUUUUUGUUGCCUUGUUUGUUCAUCUUCCACCAGUCAAAAACAUUCAUUUCAUCUUCCCUGUCAGCUCGCUGUUCAUUACUGUUUAGUGCU
Danio aesculapii is the source of this 790-nucleotide messenger RNA. RefSeq lists its product as uncharacterized. NCBI's taxonomy places the organism in Eukaryota, Metazoa, Chordata, Actinopteri, Cypriniformes, Danionidae. The transcript has 5 exons. The record is from RefSeq and is a predicted model, not a curated record. Bases 169 to 492 code for a protein of 107 amino acids.